UUCGGCUCUAAUGCCUCAUGAUUUUAGAAAGAGCUGGUGCAAUAGAGGGUAAAAUUGUGGGUCAGGUUUUUCAACCGGAUCGGUGAACAGUUUCCUCCCACCGUAGCUCGGCUGAAAGAACCCUUGUUUGAAAAUGAAACUUCUUAUUUGAGUCGGAUGUGUGUGUGUGUUUCUCUCUCUUCGAUUUCUGCUCCUUGCAGGGUGAAGAAGGCGUUAAAAGUUGGGAAGAUACGAUCAAACAUCUUCACAGCACCAGAUAAAACUCCCUUCCAAAUUGCUCGGAGGCUCAACUCAAGAAGACAUGGCUUCUUGUGGCUGAUACUGUGAAUGAGUGGCUUGUGAUAUACCUAGAAUUUCUCCUUCUUCUCACGUGCAGCAUUUACCAAUAUACUGGAGAGGCUGGAAAAGACAUCAACUUCAUCACACGAUGCUGCUGUGCUUCAUCCUCCUCUCUCUGAGCUGGAGUCAGACGCCCACAAGUGGAGAGGUGGUGGAUUCCUUUCAAGACCAUUGUCCUCAGUUUUUCCUCCGAGAAACCCCACCAGUUAUUGGGGUCCCUCUGUCCCCUGUCCGCAUUUGCCAGCGUUACCAAAACUUGUACCGUUUUGCCACUUUGUAUGAUAAACACAACCGCAUCCCAGUAUAUUCGGCGUAUGUGUAUAACCCUGGGAAGGCUAAGAGACCCGGAAAAUGGAUGGUUGAACCUCAGCUCAUCAGUUCCACGUUCCAAAGUGAAAUGGAAACAGAAAGGGACUUCCUGAAUAAAAAGGGCCCCAAAGCAGCUAUGCAGGACAGCCAGGCCGUCUUGGAAGAUUACAAGAACCUGACUGAUUGCAACAGGGGCCAUCUGAACCCAAAUGGACAUCAGCCUGAUUACAGUGCCAAGUCUUCCACCUUCACCCUGACAAACAUCGUCCCCCAGUUCAUAAAACUCAACGGCGGAGCCUGGAACAACUACGAGCAAACCACCAUGCAGCAGAUGACCAGAGGAUGCCACCAGACGUUUGCGGUGGUGGGGGCAGUGCCAGGAGACACCUACAUAUCUGGAGGGAGGGUCAACAGGCCCAGCCAUUUGUGGUCUGCAGCCUGCUGCGUGAUAGACAACAAUCAUCUUCGAUCCUGGGCCAUCCUUGCCAGGAAUGACCAAAACGUGGUGCAGAGGUUCACUCUAGGCCAGUUGGAGGAGAAGCUCGCACAGUUGUAUAAUGUGAAUCAUGUCUCCCUGUUUCACAGUGACUGCCCCCGGCAAUAAAUUAUGUCCCUCUUGCACAACUGUGGCAGGUGGCAAAUUGACUGGAGUGAAUUUAAUAAUGGGUGUAUUAAAAAUGUCUUGUAGAGGGCAGCAGAGAGUCAAUUUAGCAGAUCGCGGUAGAAAGCUUAAGCAGGCAGAGAUCUGAUUAGUACCGCUAUCUGCACAGGGAUUAUGUCAUCAAAAUUUAAAUGUUAGGAUAGGAAAGGACGCUGGAAAAACGAUCAGUAAGAAUGAAACAGCAAACUAUGUUCAUUCUCUGAUGAAGAGAAUAGAAACAGAAAUAAUAGGAACAGAACAG
This is a messenger RNA of Pseudonaja textilis, 1550 nucleotides long. NCBI's taxonomy places the organism in Eukaryota, Metazoa, Chordata, Lepidosauria, Squamata, Elapidae. The record is from RefSeq and is a predicted model, not a curated record.